ACGUUUUUAAUAUUUUUACAGAAUAUUAAUAAUUAGUGAAAAGGAGUUACUUGAGUUUUUAAUACUCGUAAAAUUUAACAAACAUGAAUCAAAUUUUAGCUAGUGUUCGUGGUGCAUUAAAAAAGCGUCCAUUUUUAACAAAUAGUAUUAUAUACGGAUCACUUUAUGCAGGAGCAGAAUACUCGCAACAAUUUCUUUCUAAAAAGAUAAGGCCUGCCUUUAAAGAGAAUUCAGACAUUGAUUAUACAACCGUAUGUCGGUAUGCAGUAAUGGGAACUACCAUGUAUGCUCCGUCACUAAUUUUGUGGUAUAAAUGGUUGGAUAGUUAUAUUCCAGGCACAGCACCUGCUGUUAUUACAAAGAAACUUAUUCUUGAUCAGUUCGUAUUAUCGCCUUAUUUAAUUAUGUUGUUUUUUACGGGUAUGUCAAUAAUGGAGAACUCGGAAAAUAUAUUUUUGGAUGUGCAGACGAAGUUUAUUUCCACAUUUUAUAAGUCUUGUAUGUUUUGGUUGCCAGCACAAUCCAUUAAUUUUAUGUUCAUUAUGCCAAAAUACAGAGUACUAUAUAUGGGAAUUUGCGGAUUUUUGUGGGUUAAUAUUUUAUGUUGGGCUAAACGGCAAAAAUAAGUUGGACUGAGAAUAUGUUAUAUGUUAAACUAAUAAGUUAAAACUUUUAUAUAUUAUCAAAUU
Teleopsis dalmanni is the source of this 689-nucleotide messenger RNA. RefSeq names its product mpv17-like protein. The transcript is spliced from 4 exons. NCBI's taxonomy places the organism in Eukaryota, Metazoa, Arthropoda, Insecta, Diptera, Diopsidae. Gene Ontology annotation, cellular component: cytoplasm; membrane. The record is from RefSeq and is a predicted model, not a curated record. The coding region runs from base 84 to 626 and encodes 180 amino acids.